AAUGCAGACUAUCACAGUUUCCUGUAGCUUGAUGAUAAAUUAAGCAACACUUGAAAAACCCACACGCAUCACAACCAAAUGAACCCUGCUUUUGAGUAAGUAGGCCAUGCUUUUGCAGUUGCCCUGUAACCAGGAAAGCGUUAGCAGACUUCUCUUCAGAAGACAAAAUGACUAAAACUGGAACUGGCAUAUCUUUUGAAUACAAAGUGCUACCUGUAAUCUAUAUCUUUGUAUUUUUCAUUGGUGUGUUGACAAACGGAUGGGGACUGAAAUGUUUUCUGCAGAAAUGGAAGAAGCUUGGAAACAUUCAUAUCUUCGUUCUCAACCUCGGACUUGCCAACCUUGUGUACUUGCCUGUUCUGCCUUUUUUGGCUGCCUACUACUUGAUGCGCGCCGAAUGGAUUUUCGGGGACGUCUUCUGCAAGAUAACAAGAUUCUGCUUCAACCUCAACUUGUAUGGCAGCAUUGGGUUCCUCACUUGGAUAAGUGUGUACAGGUAUCUGGCUUUGGUCCAUCCGAUGAGAGUGAAGGGAAGGAUCGGCGUCACCCACUCUGUGGCUAUCUCAGUCGUGGUAUGGUCACUGGUGAGCAUCCAAAGCCUGCCUGACAUGUUCUACGAAAAGACACCAAUGAACAAUUCUCUAAAAUGCUUUCAUACCACUUCCGGAGCUUAUGUUGAGGAUUACCUGAAGUACAGUCUUGUCUGGACAAUCACUGGAUUUUUUAUCCCUCUUCUCGUCACGCUGGGCUGCUAUGGACACGUGGCUGUUUUCAUCUGCCGUAAAGACACAAUUGAUAAGGUACUAAAAGGAAAAAGCUUGAGGCUACUGUUGACGUUGAUUCUUCUGUUUUCUGUGUGUUACAUCCCCUACCACGUUUUCAAGAACCUUUCCCUUUAUUCAAGAGUUUUGAAAAAUAAGAGGAAAAGCCCGUCGUGGGACAACACAGUUUUCAUCUCUCAUCAGAUCAGCCGUGGCCUGGUGUGUCUGAACAGUGCGCUCAACCCGCUGGUCUAUCUCCAUGUGCAUGGCGUUUCGUCUCGGUUCACACGGUGUGCCAACAGAUCGUGGACGUUUCUGUCUGGCAGAAUGUUUGUGGCACAGACUGAAGAACAAAAUUAACAAAACCCGAGGUUUGUGUGUGUGUACUUUUGCUGUAAAGUGACUGCAGUUUGUCUGUAACUGUCUGUUCCUCUCUUCAUGACGUGACAGCUGUUGGUGGUGUGUGUGAGACAAUAGGUGACUGUGACUGAUCAUGUGAGAGGUAUUGAAGCCGCUCAAGUAUUAAAAUGUAUUACAUAUAAGUAACGUGCUUUUGUUGCUUUCAUUUUGUGGUCCUGGUUUACAUUUGUGAACAUGAAAUAAAACUGAAACUGAUUAUUAUCAUUAUUAUUAUUAUUUUUUUAUUCUUAAAGGUGCAUUAAGGAGUUUUUCAUCUUUAAAAAUACUUAUUUUCCACCAUAAAUA
Molecule: messenger RNA, 1466 nt
Organism: Salarias fasciatus (jewelled blenny)
Lineage: Eukaryota; Metazoa; Chordata; Actinopteri; Blenniiformes; Blenniidae
Product: P2Y purinoceptor 1-like
Exons: 1
Coding region: 168-1121 (317 amino acids)
Biological process (GO): G protein-coupled receptor signaling pathway
Cellular component (GO): membrane
Molecular function (GO): neuropeptide receptor activity
Source: RefSeq, a predicted model, not a curated record